Messenger RNA from Egretta garzetta (little egret), 781 nucleotides. It is a transcript of the gene BLOC1S4, whose product is annotated as biogenesis of lysosomal organelles complex 1 subunit 4. The transcript is spliced from 8 exons. NCBI's taxonomy places the organism in Eukaryota, Metazoa, Chordata, Aves, Pelecaniformes, Ardeidae. The record is from RefSeq and is a predicted model, not a curated record. The coding region runs from base 1 to 624 and encodes 207 amino acids. Gene Ontology annotation, cellular component: BLOC-1 complex.
AUGGCUGGACAGAGGAUCAAUUCUUCUGAAGAUGUGAACCUUGUUGCGGCCUGGCUGUUGUCUGUUUGGGGAGAUUCAGUGCGGGAGAAUCUGGGCUGGGCUGGGAUAGAAAGCUUAGACAAGAGUCUAGAAGAUUUGCUGACCAGAGUGGAUGAAUUUGUGGGGCGGCUGUUUUUAGCCUGGCUGUUGUCUGUUUGGGGAGAUUCAAUUUCUCUUUUGCAGAUAGAAAGCUUAGACAAGAGUCUAGAAGAUUUGCUGACCAGAGUGGAUGAAUUUGUGGGGAUGCUGGACAUGAUUCGAAGUGAUUCCUCUCAAGUUGUCAAUGAAAGUAUACCUCAAAUUUACUCAAAAGCUACAGAAAUGAGACAGAUCUACAGGAAGAUUGACAAACUAGAGGCUUUUGUGAAGAUGAUUGGAAAUAGUGUAGCUGGACUGGAAGAACGGGUCAUAAAGGCAGAAACAGACCUUGGAGCUUUUCCGAGCACAUUCAAGAAAAUCUUGCACACAAUACCAUCCUUCCUUAAUAAAUCGUCUUCCUCACGACAACAACAGACCCUCUAUGAACCUCCAGUCCUCUUCAAGACUGAAGACUAUUUUCCAUGUCUUAAUGAAGCACCUUAUUGAUGAUUUUUGCUUUGGGAUUGAUACUAAUCAGCCAGAGUAGAGACAGCCAAGUGAACAAAAGAAAUGCCAACCUCAAAACAGCUGCAUUUCUGAGCAUUAUUGAUGGCAUAUUGCCAUACUGAUUCCCAUUGUCUUCCUUCAGGCAGUAUUUUCAGGU